UUACGACAGACUACCACAUGCACAGAAUUAAAAGGCAAAGGGUCACCGGUCCCAUUCAGAACACACAUCUAACGUGAAAUGCACACGACUAUUAUACGCCCGGCUAAGAAACGGGAGCACCGACUUCUUUCUCGUUUUAAAAAAAAAAACCCCACAAUUGCGAUUUCUGCUCUUGGGGUGACCUCUCCGCAGAAGUAACCAAGUCACGGUGUUUUAUAACAAACUGGGGGGGCGGCAUCCGCACGCGAUUAGAUAAUCGCGGGGCAUUUCUGAGCCUGGGAAAACAGGACGACUUUCACGGUACCGGCCACACAGCGGCACUGACAGAAGACCCACCCCCUUUAAAAUACGCGUAUGCGCCCAUUCCAAGCCUUCCACUAGACGCGGAAGACGGACAUAUGUAGAGAUAAACAUUGAAACAUUAGCCGCCGAUCCCGUGCUGCUGCAUUUUUGUGGGGGGUUGUAAACCCCGACUGCGCAGGCGCGCCGCCCGCAAGGGGUUGGCGGGGAGUGUAGUUUCGGGACGGCGGGGGCUCCGUUAGGGUAGUCCGCGGGCCCCGUGGGUAAGAAAACCACAACCCCCAGAAUGCAAAGCGCGCUCACCCAGAAACGUCAACGAGCCAGUGAACAUUAAGCGGAGCAGACCAAAAUCCCAAACAAGGAAAUGAUGGGGGAAUUGAACGCUUAGAUUAUUUAAUUAACACAUUUAAUAAUUAAUAUUUUAUUUUUGUUGUAAAUUAAGAAGUAUUUAUGGGUUAAAAUGGAUUACGAUUUCAAAACGAAGCUUGCAGCCGAGAGGGAGAGAGUGGAGGAUCUGUUUGAAUAUGAAGGUUGCAAAGUGGGUCGAGGCACCUACGGGCAUGUUUAUAAAGCCAAGCGCAAAGAUGGGAAGGAUGAAAAAGAAUAUGCACUGAAACAAAUUGAAGGUACUGGAAUAUCAAUGUCCGCCUGCCGGGAGAUCGCGCUGCUCCGAGAGCUGAAGCACCCUAAUGUGAUCGCACUGCAGAAGGUCUUCCUGUCUCACAGCGACAGGAAAGUCUGGCUUCUCUUCGACUAUGCAGAGCACGAUUUGUGGCAUAUUAUAAAGUUUCACCGCGCCUCCAAGGCCAAUAAGAAGCCCAUGCAGUUGCCCAGAGGGAUGGUGAAAUCACUGCUUUAUCAGAUUCUCGAUGGGAUUCAUUAUCUUCACGCGAACUGGGUGCUUCACAGAGACCUCAAGCCAGCCAACAUCCUGGUAAUGGGCGAGGGGCCAGAGAGAGGAAGAGUGAAAAUCGCUGACAUGGGCUUUGCAAGGCUUUUCAACUCCCCGCUCAAGCCCCUGGCGGACCUGGACCCAGUGGUGGUGACGUUCUGGUACAGAGCCCCCGAGCUCCUGCUGGGAGCGCGGCAUUACACGAAGGCCAUCGACAUUUGGGCCAUCGGUUGCAUCUUCGCCGAGCUUCUAACAUCGGAGCCGAUCUUUCACUGUCGUCAGGAGGACAUCAAGACCAGCAACCCCUUUCACCACGAUCAGCUGGACAGGAUAUUCAGUGUAAUGGGCUUUCCUGCAGAUAAAGAUUGGGAAGAUAUUAGAAAAAUGCCAGAAUACCCCACACUUCAGAAAGACUUCAGGAGAACAACGUAUGCAAACAGCAGCCUUAUCAAAUACAUGGAAAAACAUAAAGUGAAACCCGACAGCAAGGUCUUCUUGCUGCUGCAGAAACUCCUUACUAUGGAUCCAACGAAAAGGAUCACUUCAGAGCAGGCUCUGCAGGAUCCUUAUUUCCUCGAGGAUCCCUUGCCUACAUCUGAUGUUUUUGCUGGAUGUCAAAUACCAUACCCUAAAAGAGAAUUUCUUACUGAAGACGAACCCGAAGAAAAAGCUGAUAAGAACCAGCAGCAGCAGCAGCAGACGGGCCCCCAGCCUCAGGCCCAGCCUCAGGCCCAGCAGCAGCAGGCAGUGCCGCAGCAGGCCCCCUCACAGCAGAGCGGCGCCCAGACCAACGGCACGGCGGGGGCCGGCGGGGGGGGCGCCGGGGGCGGCGGGCUGCAGCACAGCCAGGACCAGGGACCCCCCAACAAGAAGCCGCGGCUCGGGCCGUCUGGGGCGAGCUCCGGCGCGGGCGUCAUGCAGUCCGAGUACCAGCACUCCAGCUCACGACUGGGUUACCAAAGCAACGUCCAGGGUUCUGCUCAGUCGCAGGGCACUAUGGGAUACUCCUCCUCGUCUCAGCAGAGCUCCCAGUACCCUCACCAGUCUCACCGGUACUGAGGCGCUUCCACGAAGAGAAGCAGAAUGGAAACAAAAAAGGAACCAAAAAGACUGACCGUUUAUUCUAGGCCUCUGGUGACGAAGAGCACCAGGAAUUGUUUCAUUUUGUUCCCAAUGUUACCUUGCCUUUUUUUUUACAGUACAAACAAACUAAGAAAAAAAAACAAGGACUUUUUUUGUGAUACUAUUAAAUAGACUUGUCUGUCUAAACCCUGCCAUACAGACGAUGCUGGGGUUGAACCAUAGUGCUUAAAGUACAACAGUUCUUCUCGAAGAGGAAUUGCAGACCUGUUAAUUUCUAUACAGCACCUUUUCUAUGUGUUUUAACAAGAGCCCCGUUUUGUUUGCUGCUCCGUAGAGUUUUAAGUUUACUUUCGAGCUCUCUUGUUUUGUAAAUAUUUUUAUAUACAGGACUGGGGGGGAUGAGCGCGCGGGAGAAUGCCCUUAUCCCCCCCACGCCCCCCCCCACAGACUCUGAUCUCGGAUCUUGAUGUCCUGAACAGGAACAAACCUUUCUUCAGCAGCUGCAGCUGCAGUCAGCUUUUUAAAACCUAGCUCGCUUAGGAGGAGCAGCAGCUGAGCAGCCUGCAUGUCCUUGCAGGGAAUAUCGAAAUAUACAGUAUGUAUACAUUUAUGCUCAUAAUGUUUUGGGUUUUUUUUAAUAUGGAGCCAGGCAGCCUGUAUUUAUACAAAUGUGCACUACUGGAUAUGCUGACAGAAUCCUCCCCUCCCUCCUGCCUUCCGAGGAGAGUGAACAGAGAAGACUGCUGUCGCACGAUCGUGCUUGGCAAUAAAGCAGAAGGUGCUCCCGUUCCGCUACAGGUGGGAUUCCUCUCUGCUUCCUGGACAUCCGCACAGCUCGACACAGGGGUCCUUUCCAGACCAGCGCUAGAAGAGAGAUGGCACAUUUCGGUCCCUGAAUUCAUUGAGACGGGGGAGUGACCCUCACGAUCCUCAGCCUAUCACUGCACUCACCUAGGAGACUUUUUAUUUUUUACUUGGGAUUUUUAUGAAGCAUUGUUUUUAUAUCUUGCAGCACUUGUUUUCUUUUUUCUUCUUGUGAAGAACAUUUUUGUAAAGAGCAGUCACUGAUGGGCUGUUCUCUCUCUCUUUUUCUUUUUUUACACUAAGAGCUGUCAGGCUGUGUUGCUCAGCUGCCCCAUGAUGGUAUUCUUGGAGUUAUGAUUUAGGAUUUUGUGGAAACAGCAGCCCUUUGCAGUGGGAAUUAGGAAACGGGGGAAGCUGGUUGCGUCUGUUGUCGAGACCAUUACCUCAUGCUGAUUAAUUUUGUAAAAGUACCGUUUGGCAGUGGUGUUGUCAGCAUGGCCUGUGAAAGGUUCAGGGACAGAGAGAGAGAGUGGGAUAUUCUAAAACACUUGGGUGAAGACCCAGAUAGCGUGGCCCUACACACACCAGAUGGAUGGAGCACUGAGUAUUUCAUUGAGCGGCAUGCCAGACAAUGUUUUAUUAUUGUUGUUGUUGUUACUCACUUUGGUGGUAUCUGUCCUGUGAAAAUAAGAGACCGGAGCUACAUUGCUGGCCUCCAACAGAGACUAAUGUGAAGAUGCGGAUAAUGAUGCACACCGAAACACCAGUUGCCAAGAAUGGGGUCUGAAUCUCAGAGGCCGGUAUAAGGCGAUGCCACAUCGCCCUCUAAUGGUCAGAGAGGGAAUUGAGAUCCUUUCCCACACCUCGUUAAGAUCUCGUGAAACCUCCUGGAGUGGUGGUGUCACCAAGAAAAGUGACCCGGAGUGUUUUUUUAAGCAGCAGAUACCAGUCGUCCCUUUGAUCUCUUUUCCCUUCUGUUCUUUUACCCACAUAACUGUGUGAGGAUCCAAAAAAAUCAUGUAGUCCUGUCUUGUCAGCAUCAGGGAGCUUACUGGUAAGGCGUAGUUGUACACACUAUCAGUACUGCCACUGCUGCUCAGACAUUGGAGAGUCUGUAGCGUUCGUACAUGGAAACAGUUUCUGACCUUGUCAUGGUCAAGUAGCAAUACAAACUUGGAUUUUUGCAGGAACUCCACAGUCAGGAGCCUUGUUGUUGACCGUUCGUUGACAACAUGAACCACCUGAAAACAAUUUUCAUGACGUCUGAUGAAACGACUGCCUUUCUCCCAGUUUUCUCCCUUCUGUGAAUCACCAUAGACUGACAGAUAAAAGAGCUGUUGUAACCCAGAACUUGGCAGCCCUCCUUGCUGGGUGCCAUGAGGUGAAAGUCAGAUGUGUAAAAGGCACUGCUCCUUUUUUAAACACAUUUCUUAGGACUGAUCCAGCCUUUUUGUAUAUCUGUUUUUUUACAAAAAUUGGUUACAUGUUGGGGUUUUUUUUUACGGAACUGUUUUAAUUUUUGUUUUAGUCCCCCAAAAAUUGCUGAGUAUGACCGUUGUGAUAUACAGACUUCAAGAAUUGUGGUAUACAAUGUAACACAUAGCAGCAGCAGCUUUUUCUUAAAGGAAGAUGUAUAAAUGACCCUUUUUGACACAGUGUUAAGGUGUUUCCUGAAAACCUUAGUGGUAGCCACAUAAUGUACUACUCUAAAGCAGUAGAUACCAUACUAAAGCUCAUGAUAUUGUGUUGAUUUUAUCUCAGAAGUGUGUUGCAACUGUACUCAUCCUCUGUUUCAAUGGCAGGGCAUUAAUGCGAGUCUGUUGUUCCUAUGCAAAUGUAUAUCUACCCGAAACAGAUUGGAAAUAUCAUCGUCAUUUCACUUGCAGAAUCAGUCAGUACUGUUUUAGAUUCCCGCUACUCCUUGAAAAUCUUAUGUUUUACUUUCCGUUUUUGGCUUUGGUCUCCAGCAGUCCAGUUUCGGAAUCAGUACUGUCUUUUCCAGAGGUUGCUUUGCCUUUUUGUCAGAAUCUCCCGUCCGUAUCAUAACACAAGUGAGGAUCCCAGACUGAAUUAGAAAGGUCCCGACCGGAGGCCUUUGAAUUUCGGGAUUCAAAACAAGACCUGUGCUGUACUGUAAAAGUAAGUGGAGGUUCCUACGUUUCCACUGAUGUGUGACGGGAAACACCCUGCAUUCUGGCGUGCUACUCUUACAGUGACGACGCACUUCUGCAGAAGGGAGUACUGUAUAUAGCAAAUAGCAGAAUGGAGCCUGGGGUAUACAUACUGUAGGCUUUGGAAACCAGUUACAGCAACUGGUCUAAUUGGAUUCUGACUGGAGUGAAAGGAAAACACAUGAUGAAGAGGAGGGUGUGCUUCUGUUUGGGAUGAUGUUUAAAUGCUUUAGGGUAGUAAUGCCUCCUGUGCAGCAGUGUUAUUUUCUGUGCACGUGUGUUAUUCUAAAACAGCUGUUGUCGGUAGGGAGCUCUUCAGCGGUUUUGUUCUGGCUUCUUCAGUUUUUCUUUUUUUUUUUACUGAAGUGAUGCACUUCAGUACGUGGACAGUGCCUUUUGGAGUCUGGGUAUUAACCUCGGCGUCACAGUCCAGUUCUAACCUCAGUUUUGCCUUCUUGAAGAGGUUUGUCCAUUUCCCCAGCUUGUGUCUUUGCCGAAUUUGAUUUAUUUGCAGCAAAAUGUGACGGUCGCUAGAUAGAGUGCUCUUAAAUGAAUUUCUGUCUCAUUAAACAGAAUAUUGUGGAAAGACGGUUUAGUGAAUGAAAUGCUUUUCUGUUCUAAGGAAUAUUAACUAUCAUCAUUUAAAUGAAUUUGAAAUAUUGUACAUAAGACCACAUUUUAAGAGUUCUUCAUUAUCAUGGAAUAGAAAAAUGUAUUUGCUAUGGUAAUUGUCCUUAAUGCACUGUUAUUGCCGAACUAUUUAGUGGUAAAUUAAUACUAUUUAAUAUGUUUUGUUUGUUUUUGUUUUUUAAUGUCUUGUUUAGACACUAAAAAAUGACAAAAGAAAUAAGGACAGAGAAUGUCCAUUUUAACAAUCAUGUAUGAGAGUUUUUUUAUAUAGUAUAUAUAAACAAUAGUGCACUUCUAAAACUGCACCUGUUCACAUUGCCCCUUGUUAAUGUGUGUUGCAUGUGCUUGUCUUUUUCAGUCCAAACCUUUCAGCACUUAAGUCACUCAUUCAGUUAUGUGUAUAUAUAUGCCAAUACAUUCACAGAGACUGGACAUAAGUAAAUAGAUGCCCAAGUUUGGAAGGAAUACACGUUGUCUCAUGAUACAAUACAGUGUCUGCUGCCAUUAGGCAGCCCUGUGCUCUGUUUCUUAGUUGUCUCAGUUUCUUUCAGUGUUUAUGUUGAAUUUGAAUGUAGGAAAGAAACUGGCUAUGCUGUCAACCAGACACAAGACCAAUCCUCAGUUGUGUCUCAGAAGCAGAAGCCUUUCCUGCGCAAAGUCUGGGUUUCACCAAGUGUUAACCCCCAGAGCACUUCAGAAUAAAAAUCCAUAUCAACUUUCACCCCCCCAAAGACUCAAAAUGGCCUACUUAAUGCAAAUAAAGCAAAGAAAUUUGGGUAAAGGUGUAAAAAAGGCUUUUCUUUCCAGAUCUGGGUGCCUGUUUCCUUACAUCUGUUUUCUGUGUGUGUCUAUACUCGGACCUUAUUUAGAAUAUCUGCUGUGAUUCCAUAGCUUUUUCAACUAAGGCAAUAUGAGAAUAGCACAGUGCAGGAAAAAUAAAAAAUAAAAAAUACUAGUACAGCUGCUUUUAGCAAAGUUGUCUUAAUUUCACUGUAAAAAUGACUGUUAAAUGAGAAAAAAGUCAUGUAUAUUUAUUUUAUAUUCUCUAUUGUAAUAAAAUUUCUUUUGCUUCA
This is a messenger RNA of Lepisosteus oculatus (spotted gar), 6953 nucleotides long. It is a transcript of the gene cdk19, whose product is annotated as cyclin dependent kinase 19. The record is from RefSeq and is a predicted model, not a curated record. Gene Ontology annotation, molecular function: ATP binding; protein serine/threonine kinase activity. NCBI's taxonomy places the organism in Eukaryota, Metazoa, Chordata, Actinopteri, Semionotiformes, Lepisosteidae. Gene Ontology annotation, biological process: protein phosphorylation. Gene Ontology annotation, cellular component: cytosol; nucleus.